Molecule: messenger RNA, 387 nt
Organism: Acaulospora morrowiae
Lineage: Eukaryota; Fungi; Glomeromycota; Glomeromycetes; Diversisporales; Acaulosporaceae
Source: the annotation of a GenBank genome assembly
AUGGCCUCCAAAGAAAUGAAUCCUAAAGCCUUUCCCUUGGCUAAUGCUGAUUUGACCAAUCAAAUACUUGAUCUCGUUCAACAAGCUUUACAUUAUAAACAAUUAAAAAAAGGAGCUAACGAAGCCACUAAAACGCUUAAUCGCGGAAUUUCUGAAUUUAUCGUGAUGACGGCUGAUACGGAACCAAUUGAAAUAGUAUUGCAUUUGCCAUUAUUAUGUGAAGAUAAGAAUGUGCCUUACGUCUUUAUUCCUUCUAAAACCGCCUUGGGUCGUGCUUGUGGUGUUUCUCGCGCAGUCAUAGCUGCUUCAAUCAUUAGCAACGAAGCAUCAGAACUUAGACCUCAAAUUCAGGCGAUUAAAUCGCAGAUCGAACGAUUACUAAUAUGA